UGGUCGACUGUAAGGGGGAGACGUUCGCCAGGCACAAUGAGCGACAGGUACCACAAGGCGGCCCGGGACGGGUACUUGGACUUACUGAAGGAGGCGACACGGAAGGACCUGAACGCUCCCGACGAGGAUGGCAUGACACCUACGCUAUGGGCCGCUUACCACGGAAACCUAGAGGCUCUGCGUCUUAUAGUGGGCAGGGGGGGUGACCCGGACAAGUGCGACAUCUGGGGGAAUACCCCACUCCACCUGGCUGCAGCCAAUGGGCACCUUAACUGCCUCUCCUUCCUGGUGUCAUUCGGUGCCAAUGUGUGGUGCUUGGACAAUGACUACCACACGCCUUUGGACAUGGCGGCCAUGAAGAGCCACAUGGACUGCGUGCGCUACUUAGAUUCCAUCGCUGCCAAGCAGACGGCACUCAACCCCAAGCUGGUGAGCAAGCUGAAAGAUCGGGCCUUCCGUGAGGCCGAGCGCCGCAUCAAGGAGUGUGUGAAGAUGCAGAGGAAACACCACCGGCGCAUGGAGCGCAGGUUCCUCAAGGGCGAGUCGGAGGCCUCCAUCUCGGACGCCAUGAGUUUCUCCAGCUAUGCCAGCAGCACUCUGAGCCGCAAACUACAGCAGCUGGGCACCUCUGCCAACAGUGUGCCAUACUCCCAGGCCACCCUCCAUGCGACAACCAGAGGCAAAAUUAAGAUCCAGAAGAAGUUGCAGAAGAAGAAACAAGGGGACGGAACCUUCAAGAUCUACGAAGAUGGACGCAAGAGUGUGCGCUCGCUAUCGGGCCUGCAGCUGGGGAACGAUGUCAUGUUUGUGAAGCAGGGCACCUAUGCAGGCCCCAAAGACCGCCUGAGGCGCAACGUCCGCGACAUGUUCCCUAGCAAUGACGAUGCCAUCUCCCGUGCCAUCAGCGAGCCAGGCCUUCAUGCUGUGGAUGCCGCCUACUCGGAGGUCAGUGCAGAUUCUGGUCGCGACUCACUCUUCAACCGGCCCGGCCUGGGAACUAUGGUUUUUCGACGGAAUUAUGUGAGCGGCGGCCUGUUCGACAUUGGCUCCCGGGAUGAGGGCAGUGUGGCGCGACGGGGAGCUGAUGUGCACCUGCGCAGCCGACUGCUCCGCUCACCGAGCCUGGACGACAGCAUCGGCAGCGCCGGCAGCCUGCAAGAGCGCAACCUGCAGGAGCUACCCUGGGAAGAGAUGGAGCUUGGCCUGGAUGACGAUGAGCCAGAGACCACACCCUUGGAGGUCUUCUUGGCCUCGCUGACCAUGAAUGAGUUUAUCCCAGUGUUCCGUAGGGAAAAGAUCGACCUGGAGGCACUACUGCUUUGCUCCGACCAUGACCUCAAGAGCAUCCACAUCCCCCUCGGGCCCCGCAAGAAGAUCCUGGAUGGCUGCAAGCGACGUGCAGAGACUAUAGAGGACCCCGACGUGAUGGAGGACACUGAGCUGUGAGUAGAGCCUCUGCGCUGCGGUGCUUCAGGGGUAGAUGGGGUUUUUUAACCACUUUCUUGAACAAGUUCUAUUGGUGUUGGUUAUGGAAAUAUCAUAGCCAGCAUCCUAUUGUCAGUGGCUAUGCUAACAGCAAGUGGAAUACCAAAUUUUAACUGAAAUUGUUGGUAUAGUGAGUGUGCCCUGCGAUGGGCUGGCCCCCCGUCCUAGGUUGUUCCCUGCCUCGUGCCCAUAGCUUCUAGGAUAGGCUCCGGACCCAGAAGGAUAAGCGGUUUGGAGGACGGAUGGAUGGAUGGAUGUUGGUGUAGUGAAUAUCAGGGCUGCCAUGCCUACAGAGGGAUUGCAUAGACUGUAAUCUUGGAGCAGAGGCACCUAACUGCUCACUCCGGCCCCAUUGUGAUGUCACAGUCUUCCCAUCAACCGUACCAGAGGAUCAUUUCUUAUUCUUGCCUAAUGCCAAAGAUGUGCCCGUUGACAUCUAACCCCCACCCUGUAUCCCCAGCUACCCCUCGGCCCUGGUUUGGUAUGUCACAGGAAUACGAGUGCACAGGUUUUACUGAAUGAAUGAAAAUGAAAAACGCUGUCUGGAUUACAGCAUGGGAUACAUGAAUAAAUGCAAUUCAAACCAAAGAGACAAUGCUGUCACCAGUGGGUAGGGAGGUUUUCAUGAGAAAUAUCAGGUGCGUUUAAUAUGAGCCCCUUACAUUGUUGGGUAGAGAUACCUGGUGGAUGGGAGGGACAGAUACAGUGCAUCUGACUAGAUGUCCUCUGGGGUUUAAGGUUCUGGGUCCCAAGAGAAAGAUUAACUGUCGUAGUGUCAAAGGUACUUAAGGUCGCCGCAUUCCUGGUGUAAAUGUUAUUGAAUUACUUUAGUAAAAUAUUGCAGGAUAUAUAGACAUAUAAAGGUGCAGUUUGUCUUGGUAAAGGCUGUCUUCUAAGCAACCAGACAAUAAAUGGCUGAUGGUAAUCUUGAUAUAAAUCGGAUUUUCCACUGAGAUGAUUGCGCUGUUUGAGUUUCAGAUAAACUCCGGAUCGUUGUGGCGAAAUCGCACGAUUUGGCCGUAUGGGAGGAGCACCGCUGCCAAGGGUGAGGCCAGCAGCUGCAGUGCGUCUCGCUCGUGCUGGCGCCUGUCCAGCCAGCGGACAGAAGGGUUUGGGGCGCUGGAGGAAUGUGGCGAGCCGGAUUGAAGCGUGACGCCCCGGACUAUGCCAGUUGGACUGAAGAAGCACAUCAUGGAGAUGGGGGGGGGGCAUUCUUCUCACCACUGCAUGAAUAUCGCCUCAGUAUAUUAGCCCCUGUGGGGUAUGGAUACAAUCCUCAUUGUGCCUGUGUUUCAGGAAGCAUCUAGCACUGGGUAUUUCAGUGCGUUUGUAGAUUUAUGUAAAUGUAAACCUUUUAUUUUCGCAAUUUCAUUUAUCCACCAAGCUGCCUGACCAGAUGUGUGAUGUGUCGGCUGUGUUGCUACAAGAUGUUUACAGACAUUGACCUCAAGUCAAACCUCCGUGGUACAGUGUCACUUUGGGGAUGGUGGCUGGCUCAUCAACUCCUGUCACUGUCAGUUCACAGAGGUGUCAUUAAGGGGUAUGGAUUCCUGGAAUGACAUUAACCCUUUUCUUACACGGAUAAUCCCGCCAAACCCCAUUUAGACCAUUUUGCUGGCAUCAUCGCACUAAAGGCCAAGGUUUGCAGUUCAUGACCAUAGUUUACAUGUUGUCCUGGUGCAGUGCUUGAGAAAACGCAGUGAAUCCUUUGCUGUAACUUUCACGAAAAAAUGAAAGUUGUGAGAUCGGAUGGAUCAAGUCCCAUUUUACAGGGGCCUGGCUGAGAUGCCUUGUGUUUUAUAAAGAUUUUAUUAAAAACCUUCCCAUGGACAGUCCCUGCAAGAGUGACAUUCUGCCUCAUGUCCUGCCUGUGCUUCACCAUAACAUGUUUCUGAGCGUCUUCUCGCCGUGUGUAUGAGCUUCCGUCCUGGGUCAUUUCCUCUCGGCUCCUCUUGUGUCAGGAUUGUUGUCAGGAUUGUUUAAAAUGGCUUCAGAAUGCAGGAAAUGUAAUCCCUUUGCUACAUUCAGGGACACCUAUAAAGCUCUAUACCUCCCCCUGCUGUAGGUUAUUGAACAAUGUAGGCAGUUUGAUAUACUGUUUCCCGUGUAGUUCGGCAUUGUGUAAACCCUUCUUACAACCAGUGUCUUUUUGUAAUAUAUAUUUACGGUGAUCAUUUAGAAGGUCAACCUGAUAUAUCUUUUGUUUUAUAAUGAAGACUAUCCUUAAUGGGGAGACUUUAUUAAAGAUGUCACAUUUAUCGAUCCAA
Messenger RNA from Brienomyrus brachyistius, 3752 nucleotides. It is a transcript of the gene ush1ga, whose product is annotated as Usher syndrome 1Ga (autosomal recessive). Gene Ontology annotation, biological process: sensory perception of sound; sensory perception of light stimulus; equilibrioception. The transcript is spliced from 3 exons. Lineage: Eukaryota; Metazoa; Chordata; Actinopteri; Osteoglossiformes; Mormyridae. Bases 37 to 1446 code for a protein of 469 amino acids. Gene Ontology annotation, molecular function: protein binding. The record is from RefSeq and is a predicted model, not a curated record.